CGUUCAAAAGGCCACUAUUGACAUUGCCUUCUGAAAGGGUGCUUCAGUCGCCUCAGCCUGCCCAUUCCAGCCCAUUCCGUUUCUACAGCUAUCGGGACGGCACUGUGCUUAGUUUGUGGCAGCAAUAAUACGUUCAUUCGCAGAGCUGUUGUGUAAUUUCUGCGUUCUUACUUUUGAUUGGCUGAAAUGUAGCUUCAAUUCGGUGGCACGAUCUAGAGAGACUCCUCGUCACACUGAUUUCAUUCAUAAAGUAGCUGUUAUUAUUAACCAGCAAAAUUUAGGACACGAAAACUCGACAGGACUAUUGUUCUAUUGUGUGGCUUUUCUUCUUCUCCGGAAGCUUAAAGAUUUGAGCACACACACAGCAUAUAUAUCUUGAAAAAGCUUCUUCCAGUGCUAACUCGCCAUAAUAAUAAUUCAUCGAAUUGGCUCGGGAAGACAAGAAGACACAUUUUUACACAAUAGACUCAGACAUGAAGAGGGAGCAGCAGGUCGCGAGCGGUGCGCGUCACCCUUACUGGCCGCGCGACCUCUCCAUCCCCAGCUACGUUGAGAAUGACCGCUCCAUGGCGGAGAUCCUGACCUUCUUGUUCUCGGUGUCCGGACUGAUGCUUCUCGCCGCCUGGUUCUUCACCGGGAGAGCGGUGCCCGGUCCCCGGGGGGGGAGAAAGCUGUCGGGCGCGCGCCGCCUCGCGCUCUGCUGGUUCUCGGUGUGCGGCUUCAUCCACCUGGUCGUCGAGGGCUGGUUCAUCUUCUACCAUGGCACGAUCCCCUCGGACCAGAGCUUGCUUUCUCAGCUCUGGAAAGAGUAUUCGAAAGGAGACAGCAGAUAUGUCAUCUCGGACAACUUCACGGUGUGCGUGGAGACGAUAACGGUGCUCUGCUGGGGCCCCCUCAGCAUCUGGGCCGUGCUGGCCUUCCUCUACAACAGGCCGAACCGCUUCUUGCUGCAGCUCGUCAUCUCGCUGGGUCAGCUGUACGGUGCAGUUCUCUAUUUCUUCACAGAGCACAGAGAUGGAUACAUCCACAGCCAGCCAGGACACCCCAUUUACUUCUGGUUCUACUUCUUCUUCUUGAAUCUCCUCUGGGUCAUCAUUCCUGCAUUUCUCAUUCUGGAUGCCUGGGGGCAACUUUCUGCUGCUCAAGUGCUCUAUGACAGCAGGCUGGUGGAAAAGGACAGAAGCAAGAGACAGUAGCUGAGAGGACAGGAGCGAAGGGACGCUGGUAGCUGUUGACAGCAGGAAACAAAGUGAAGAGCUGUAACCUUGCAAAAGAUGAUUCCUGCUUAUCAUUCAUAGCAUUUUCCUUCACUUCUUCAUUGGUUAGUGGAACAAAUAUGAUAAUAAAGUUUCUCUCUAAGAACAUUUCA
Messenger RNA from Scleropages formosus (Asian bonytongue), 1369 nucleotides. RefSeq names its product EBP cholestenol delta-isomerase (gene ebp). Gene Ontology annotation, molecular function: cholestenol delta-isomerase activity; steroid Delta-isomerase activity; C-8 sterol isomerase activity. Lineage: Eukaryota; Metazoa; Chordata; Actinopteri; Osteoglossiformes; Osteoglossidae. Gene Ontology annotation, cellular component: endoplasmic reticulum; membrane. The record is from RefSeq and is a predicted model, not a curated record. Bases 474 to 1196 code for a protein of 240 amino acids. The transcript has 5 exons. Gene Ontology annotation, biological process: cholesterol biosynthetic process.